Messenger RNA from Phragmites australis (common reed), 1371 nucleotides. Its product is annotated as annexin D3. Gene Ontology annotation, molecular function: calcium ion binding; calcium-dependent phospholipid binding. Lineage: Eukaryota; Viridiplantae; Streptophyta; Magnoliopsida; Poales; Poaceae. The transcript has 5 exons. Bases 137 to 1231 code for a protein of 364 amino acids. The record is from RefSeq and is a predicted model, not a curated record. Gene Ontology annotation, cellular component: cytoplasm.
CAGGAUCUAAGAACCAAUCAAAACAACCAUCAUCCAACAUGGCACGGAAAACACACCGAUAAACACGAAGGAAAACAUACUUAGGCAGAGCUCAGCUCGUCGCAAAGGGUGCUUUCAAACUGUCUCGGCGUGUGCCAUGUGUUGCUGGUGCUGCUGCCUGGAGUGCAUCCAUAACAUCCCACCCCUCAACCUCCUCUUCCUCCACUUCUCCGACUCACCUCUUCCAGGAGAAGCAGCAGCAGCACCAGCACCAGCAGCAUCUGGACCUGCGUCCAUGGCUUCCAUCUCGGUUCCGAACCCGGUCCCUUCCGCAACCGAAGAUGCAGAGAACAUAAGGAAAGCAGUGCAAGGAUGGGGCACGGACGAGAAGGCGCUGAUCGAGAUCCUGGGCCACCGGACGGCGGCGCAGCGCGCGGAGAUCGCCGUGGCGUACGAGGGGCUCUACAACGAGACCCUCCUCGACAGGCUCCACUCCGAGCUCUCCGGCGACUUCCGGAGUGCGAUGAUGCUGUGGACGACGGACCCGGCAGCGCGGGACGCCAAGCUGGCCCACAAGGCCCUGAAGAAGAAGGUGGACCGGCACGUGUGGGUGCUCAUCGAGGUCGCCUGCGCGUCGCACCCGGACCACCUCGUCGCCGUCAGGAAGGCCUACUGCGCCGCCUACUCGGCCUCCCUCGAGGAGGACGUCGCCGCCUGCCCGCUCUACAAGGACCCCCUCAAGCAGUUCUUGGUGCGUUUGGUGAGCUCGUACCGGUACGCCGGCGAGCUCGUCGACGACGAACUGGCGAGGGCGGAGGCGGCCGAGCUGCACGAUGCGUUGGUGACCAGGAAGCAGCCGCUACACGGCGACGUCGUGCGCAUCGUCAGCUCGAGGAGCAAACUGCAGCUGAAAGCAACGUUUGAGCGGUACAAGCAAGACCACGGCAAGGCCAUCGACGAGGUUCUCGAAGGACGCCGCAGCGACCAGCUCGCAGUGAUGCUGAAGACCGCGGUGUGGUGCUUGACAUCGCCGGAGAAGCAUUUCGCAGAGGUGAUCCGGAGCUCGAUCGUCGGGCUCGGCACCGACGAGGAGUCGCUGACAAGGGCGAUCGUUUCACGCGCUGAGGUUGACCUGAAGAAGGUGAAGGAGGAGUACAGAGCGAGGUACCGCAAGACGGUCACGGACGACGUCAACGGCGACACUGCCGGGUACUACAAUGGCAUCUUGCUCACCCUCGUGGGGCCUGAGUGAAUAGCCAUGGAUGGAGUUCUAGGGUGCAGGAUUGUUUGCGCUUUGUAGCUUGCUUGCUUGUAUGGUUGAACAAAAAGAAACGGUUGUGCCAUGUGUUCUCAGGUGUACAAACUACUGAGUGAAAUGGUUAUAUUUGAGCU